AUGGGUUGCGGCUCUUCCAGUUCAACAGCUGUCGUCAAUCUCGAUCGGCCAAAUCCGUUCUUUUAUAGUGGUGAAACUAUUACUGGAAAUGUUGUUUUCGAUGUUCAUGAAGAGACCGUCAACGUCGAUGAACUUGUUUUGAAGUUUUUCGGUCAAGUUGCUUACACAACACAACAAACUGUUGUGAUGAACGGGCAGCCAACGACACAAACGAUACCACAUGAAAUUCCGAUCGUUUCGUCGAAUAUUGUUCUUGCUCGUCCAGAAAAUGGACAAGAGGAGUUAACGUUCGGGAAAGGUCAACAUACGUUUCCAUUUCAGAUUCAAUUGCCUGUCAAUAUUCCACCAUCGUUGAAUUCGCCUGGAAGUCAGCCACAUGUUUGUUAUUUUGUACAAAUGUACGUCGAUCGAGCGUGGUACAAAGCAAACACACGAGAAAAUAAGUAUGUUACUGUGUUUCCACGUGUUAAUCUCUCACAAAUUUCAAAUACAUCCAAUCCUGUUCCAUUCGGUACGCAAAAUCAAGCAAAUUUGAACUUGAAUGGAAGUAUAAACAAACUCGGAUACAUCGCAGGAGAAACCAUUCAAGGUAUAUUGAAUAUCGAAAAUCCCAGACAAAUAAUGAUUAAACAAAUCAUGGUGUCAUUAAUCAGGAGUUUCGUUAUGGGAAGUGCUUCUGGCGAACAUGUCAUCACGAGUAAACCAAUACCAGAACUGAUGCGUCGACAAGAUGCUCGACUUAGUCAGGCAUUUACAAUUACGAUUCCUGCCGCACCGUUCCCACCAUCGUAUCAGUUUGAUGGCGGUGUUAGCCAGAAAACAUCGACACGGACGAAUUAUUUGCUGAAAUUUCAAAUUCAAUUCGAAGGUGUUUCUGGAAAUGAUUUUGAAAUCUUAGUUCCAAUUAUUAUCGGUACUGACCCGAAACCUUCCUGA
Adineta ricciae is the source of this 936-nucleotide messenger RNA. Lineage: Eukaryota; Metazoa; Rotifera; Eurotatoria; Adinetida; Adinetidae. The record is from the annotation of a GenBank genome assembly.